GUCAUCAUAAUGCGUCUGUCUCUCAGUCGCGGGCAGCAACAUGUGAAGAAAUCAUGGGUAAACAGCCCGUCUGACAUUUAAACGGUCGCUUUUCUGAAUUUGUUUUUCAUUGAAAGUGACGUCCAUGAGUAAAUGUGAAGGGUGACACUUAGUUUGAAUUCUUAAAGCAGCCGAAAGUGAGGUGGCCCCAAAGUCCAGUUAGCCAACUUAGCUUUACUCGGACCGUUACUUCUUGGUUGUUUAGCUAGCGUUUAGCUUGCUAACAACAUGGAUAAUACUGAAGAAAAUGCCAUUGAGCUCCACGGAGAUGAGGAAAUCGUUGAAGUCAUCGAUCUAAAUGACGAGGAGCCUGGUCCAGAUGAUUUAGCUGAUGACUUGGAGGACGUUGAUUUUGAAGAACCUGGAAACGCAGAGGAUAAUGAAGGCUGGGAGACAGAGGAUGAGAUGGAAGCUGAGGCAGAACAAGACGACAGUGAGCUCACCUUCUCCAAACACACAGGCUCAGUGUUCUGUGUGAGUUUGGACCCAGCAACAAAUAGCCUGGCUGUGACAGGAGGUGAGGAUGAUAAGGCCUAUGUUUGGAGGGUAAGCGACGGAGAGGUUCUGCUGGAGUGCACCGGCCACAAAGACUCUGUGACAUGUGCCAUGUUUAGCUAUGACUCUUCUCUGGUGGCCUCUGGUGACAUGAGCGGCAUGAUUAAAGUCUGGAAAGUAGAAACCAAGGAGGAGAUUUGGUCCUUUGAGGUUGGAGAUCUGGAGUGGUUGGAGUGGCAUCCCUGUGCUCCGGUGCUGCUAGCAGGAACAAACGAUGGCAGCGUGUGGAUGUGGAAGAUCCCUGGAGGAGACUGUAAAACCUUUCAGAGUCCUGCUUGCCAGGCCACCAGCGGCAAAGUCCUCCCUGAUGGUAAGCGUGCUGUGGUGGGUUAUGAGGACGGAACGGUACGGGUGUGGGACUUGAAGCAUGGAAAUGCAAUCCAUGUUAUUAAAGGUCAGGAUGGACACCAGGGGGCGCUGACCUGCCUAGCAUGCAACAAGGAUGGCUCUUUGGUGCUGACGGGUUCUGUGGACGGCUGUGCCAAGCUCAUCAACACUGCCACGGGCAAGGUGGUCGGAGCGUUUUCUGUGGAGGGAGGCAAAGCAAAGGGAUCGAAGGACAAGGAAGAGUCCAACUCCGUCGAGUCUGUAGGAUUCUGCAACAUCCUGCCUCUCAUCGCUGUGGCCUACUUGGAUGGGACUCUGGCCAUAUAUGACCUCUCAACACAGGUGCUGAGGCACAGGUGCCAGCAUGAGGCUGGCAUUGUUCACCUGCAGUGGGAGGAGUCUUCUUCUGUGGUGGCUACCUGCAGUUUAGACGGAGCGCUGCAUUUGUGGGACGCUCGCUCUGGUAACAUGUUGUCUGAGUACCACGGCCACGCUGCAGAGAUCCUUGAUUUCACCGUCAACAGGGAAGCAUCUCUGGCAGUAACCGCCUCAGGUGACAACCAGGCAAAAGUCUUCUGCCUCCAAAGACCUGAUCGGUAAAAGAAAGGCUGAGAACAAAGGGAAGAGGAGUGGAAAUGCACCAGGAAAAACAGACUUUUUGUUUUCUCACACUGAAAACAAAAUUGUACUUUUUUUUCUUUUCUGGAUUUUAAAUAU
Melanotaenia boesemani (Boeseman's rainbowfish) is the source of this 1638-nucleotide messenger RNA. RefSeq names its product angio-associated, migratory cell protein (gene aamp). Gene Ontology annotation, cellular component: cytosol. NCBI's taxonomy places the organism in Eukaryota, Metazoa, Chordata, Actinopteri, Atheriniformes, Melanotaeniidae. The transcript is spliced from 11 exons. The record is from RefSeq and is a predicted model, not a curated record. Gene Ontology annotation, molecular function: protein binding. The coding region runs from base 268 to 1521 and encodes 417 amino acids.